AUGGCAUCAGAGGAUGUGAAGAGGACUGAAUCUGCAGCUGUUUCUACGAUUGUAAAUCUGGCGGAGGAAGCGAAGUUAGCGACAGAUGGAGUCAAAGCUCCGAGUUAUGCUAUUCUCAGUAUCUGCAAAUCUCUCUUCGCUGGUGGUGUCGCUGGUGGAGUGUCACGAACUGCAGUUGCACCUCUGGAAAGGAUGAAGAUAUUACUUCAGGUGCAAAAUCCGCAUAACAUAAAGUAUAAUGGGACAGUCCAAGGUUUGAAGUAUAUUUGGAGAACCGAGGGCCUUCGUGGAUUGUUCAAAGGAAAUGGCACCAACUGUGCUCGUAUUGUUCCAAAUUCCGCUGUGAAAUUUUUCAGCUAUGAGCAAGCUUCAGAGGGCAUACUGUACUUGUACCGGCAGCAGACAGGAAAUGAAAAUGCCCAACUCACUCCUCUUUUACGGCUUGGAGCUGGUGCAACUGCUGGAAUAAUAGCCAUGUCUGCAACAUACCCGAUGGAUAUGGUGCGUGGAAGGCUAACUGUUCAGACUGCAAACUCUCCUUAUCAAUAUAGAGGAAUUGCGCAUGCCUUGUCAACUGUCCUGCGAGAGGAAGGUCCACGGGCCUUGUACCGUGGUUGGCUUCCAUCGGUGAUUGGAGUUGUUCCAUAUGUGGGCUUGAACUUUGCGGUCUAUGAGUCUCUGAAGGACUGGCUAAUUAAAGACAAUCCAUUCGGUCUAGUAGAAAACUCUGAGCUGACCGUCAUAACGAGACUCUCUUGUGGUGCUGUAGCUGGAACAGUUGGUCAAACAAUUGCUUAUCCACUCGAUGUGAUUCGUAGGAGAAUGCAAAUGGUCGGGUGGAAAGAUGCUUCCUCUGUUGUUACAGGCGAGGGAGGAAGCAAGGCUUCGCUUGAAUACACCGGUAUGGUGGAUGCAUUCAGAAAAACCAUUCGCCAUGAAGGCUUUGGAGCAUUGUACAAGGGUUUGGUCCCCAACUCAGUGAAGGUUGUACCAUCGAUUGCGAUUGCGUUUGUGACAUACGAGAUGGUGAAAGAGGUUUUAGGAGUGGAAUUUAGGAUAUCAGACUGA
Messenger RNA from Arabis nemorensis, 1068 nucleotides. The record is from the annotation of a GenBank genome assembly. NCBI's taxonomy places the organism in Eukaryota, Viridiplantae, Streptophyta, Magnoliopsida, Brassicales, Brassicaceae.